GCCCAUCAGUGCCACAUAUCAGUGCCUAUCAGUGCCACCUAUCAGUGCCAGUCAGUGUCGCCUAUCAGUGCGCAGCAGUGCCGCCUAACAGUGCCAGUAACUGCCGCCUCACAGUGCCAGUCAGUGCCGCCUAACAGUGCCAGUCAGUGCCGCCUAUCAGUGCCAGUCAGUGCAGCCUAUCAGUGCCAUAUAUCAGUGUCAUGUAUCAGUGCUGCCUUUCAGUGCCCAUCAGUGAUGCCUGUCAAUGCCCAUCAGUGC
Staurois parvus is the source of this 258-nucleotide messenger RNA. The record is from the annotation of a GenBank genome assembly. Lineage: Eukaryota; Metazoa; Chordata; Amphibia; Anura; Ranidae.